Molecule: messenger RNA, 1857 nt
Organism: Giardia duodenalis
Lineage: Eukaryota; Fornicata; Diplomonadida; Hexamitidae
Product: Ankyrin repeat protein 1
Exons: 1
Coding region: 1-1857 (618 amino acids)
Molecular function (GO): protein binding
Source: RefSeq, a predicted model, not a curated record
AUGUGUGCUAUGGCUUCAAAGCAGGAGGACCUUCUUCCUGUGCUGAUUCCGUCGUCAUCGGGCAUGGCAACCGAGAAUGGGGAAUACGCCAUCACACUGGCUGCUGAACUGGAGUUUCUUCCUGGAGUUCUCGCUGUACUCCCGUACGAGCAUCACUAUCGCAACCGAGACGGAGAUUCGGCCCUUCACAUACUUGCUCGAAAAGGGAUUGUCGACAUCAUUCCUCAGUGUGCACAGUACUUGGAGCGAGCAAGGGAUGCUACUGGACGUAUUCCUAUCGACGUUGCAGCAGAGCAUAACAGUGUUGCAUUUCUCAAGGCCUCGAUAGAGAAUAAGCUGGGCUUGACGGCGGACGAUGUUUUGCGCACGUUCUGUGCGGCACGACAUGCAGGUAGACAAGAGGCCAUGGAUUGUCUUCGUGAAUACAUUUUCGUGGAGCCUGUUGAAUGCCUCUGCUAUCGUUGUAGCAACGUUCUGGACUUUCCUUCUAAUAGUUCCAGCAGGCUAGGGACACCAAUAGUAUCGAGAUACAGCUCCAUAUGUCGCACGCCUUUGUCGUUCAAGUCCAUUCGAAGCCUGGGGUCUCUUUCUGCAGAAAGGAGGCCAAGCUUGCGCAGUCCCUGUCUUUCCCCGCGGCUAUCUAAUUCAGUGGAGACGACAUCCAUCGGCAUACAGGUUUCUACCGCUUGUCAAAACUGUACUGAAAGUGCACAGAUAUAUGAGCAGCAGAUUGCUGAGCUAAACGACAGAUUGUCAGCCCUGACUGCACAACUAAACACAUUUUCUCAAAGAUCGCCACAGGUAAGCACGACCCUACCUCAUUGCACAGAGUCAAAUUCUGGUUUUAGUGAAAGGAGACAAAAACAGAGAGACAUAGUGGAAGCGGCUGCUCUAUCCUUCUCGCCCCUACAAGAAGCCUCGAAGGCACAAACAAGAGAGCUAAUUUCUGUGGUUACGCCAACAGUGAACAGAAUCACAGAUGACCCGCAUCCCAGCGUCCCAAGUAGUCCCUUGCCUUCUUCCUCUCUAUGUUCAAGCCAAGGGUCCAACCCAACAGUCCUCAGAUUUUCGGGCUUUCGCGGGAUCACCGAACUUGCUCUGUCGAAGGUGGGAUCUCUCAAGAACAGCUCUCCGCAUUUAGAGGACAUGGGAUCCCUGUAUGAGGCCCCUGACAUGCAUACCAAUAUGACCGACCUUAUGCGAGCAGCAUGCAGCGGGAACGUAGGACUUGUGGGAAAGCUUAUCGCUACCCAGUCGCGACACCAGACGGAGUCAGGCUACACGGCGCUAAUGUUUGCAUGCAGAAUAGGAAACUUGGCAGCAGCUAAAAUGCUUCUGCCCUACGAAGCAGGGAUGCAGACGAAAACAGGAUCAACGGCAUUGAUGGAGGCAUGUGCAAGCGGAAGCAAGGAGCUUGCAACUCUAUUGCUCAUUGAGGGAGGCAUCUAUCGUAAGGAUGGGUGGUCUGCUCUCAUGAGUGCUGCUCGAGCAGGACUUCCCGACAUUGUCCGCUGCCUUCUUCCAGUCGAGAGCGGUAGGGCUACUUUGGGCGGAGUAACCGCCCUUAUGAAAGCCGUAGAGCAGGGACACUAUUCGUGUAUUUCAAUGCUCAUUCCAUCGGAAAUUCACUUUCGAAGAAAGGAUGGGCGAACGGCAAUAGACAUCGCCCGUGAACUGAAUAAUACAGGCAUAAUUGGCCUGUUGGAGGACUACAUCAACAACCAUCCAGUCAGCCUUUCAGAUCAUCAGACAACAACUGAAAGGGAUAGCAACCAGCUGACCAGUAGCGAGAUGGAACUCCUUGCAGAUAUCGAUGAGUAUAUAAUCAUGGGUGACGGCGCUUCCGACAAGUGUUAG